Mytilus trossulus (common blue mussel) is the source of this 2048-nucleotide messenger RNA. RefSeq lists its product as uncharacterized. The transcript has 6 exons. Bases 81 to 1202 code for a protein of 373 amino acids. The record is from RefSeq and is a predicted model, not a curated record. NCBI's taxonomy places the organism in Eukaryota, Metazoa, Mollusca, Bivalvia, Mytilida, Mytilidae.
AUUGGUUUCCCUCCCCUUACUAAUAAUCCCCCUGCGAAAACAGAAGAUGGCUUGUGAACCUAAUUUGCCAAAAAUAAAGGAUGAGUAGAUUAAGGGAGAAAGUUAACUGGCAGUUCUCCGACAGUUUAGAAUGUGAAAGGGAGUCAGGUCCAUCGUCUGGGACUAUUUUCCACGAUAGUCAAACGGAGGUCCCAACAUGUACAUCAAAUUGGGAUAAACACCACUUGAAUCAGCUGCAGAUUACAACUGUGUUGUCGAAGGCAUACACACCAAUGGACAUUAUAAAUAGUUUUAAAAUAUAUAGACUCAGUUAUGAUUAUGAAGUAUUAAUUGAUCAGAGAGUGAAAAAAAUAAGUGAUCAUUUGUUUUCUUGUAUGCCAAGUGGAUUGCAGGCUUUAAAUUUUGAUGACUUUUCAUCAGUACCAUCUAAAACUGCAACUUCUUUGUUGUAUGAUAAGUAUGAUGGUUCAUGGAAUGACAAAAGUUUUAGUGUUCCACCAUUACCAGGUCCCUCAGAUGCUAAAGAUGAAUAUUGGCGUGAAUCAUUCAGAGUCAAUGGAGAUCUGUUCAGCAAAAGAUUGAUGUAUAUGACAUGGCUCAGGGAACAAGAUUUACCAGUCUCAGAACAUUUGUUUCAGGAGCUGUUUCAACAUUUCAGUGCAAUGUUUGGAUUAGAUGCAAUUGGUGCACCUGGUGUAAAAUGUGAAACCCUGAGGAUUGGAGAUGUAGAAGUAACAUCAACACCAGAUCUAGUUUAUUAUGACUUUCCUAAAUGCAGCCAUGACCAAGGAUCAAAGAUAUUUGUUGUGUGUGAGGUAGAAAAAGAAGCCUUGCAAAAUAAUGAAGAACCAUCACCUCCAAAAACAAGUCGAUAUGAAGAAGGAGGCCAACAGCAAAUUCAUCAUAUAUCUUCUAAUUUAAUUGGACAACAUGGUGGUGACCUAUUGACACAUUUUCAUUUCAAAUCAUCAAUACAGUAUGGUCUAUUUGGUUUUAUUGUUCAGUGCACUAGUAUAACAUUUACACAUUUGGAUUGUUCUGAAAUAGACUUUGAGCAAAUAAGAACAGGAAAUCCUUCUUUUCCUCCAGGAACUGGACCUGUUAUACGAUUUAGUCAGCCAUACAACUUUCUUAAAGCUGAGGAUAGAAGGCAUAUAAUUCCACCUUUACUUAAACUUGGAUUGAUCAAGUCAUAUAUGUAGCAGUUUUUGUCAGUGCUGUAUAUGGCCGUCAUGACAAGAUAUCUGAGUUGGCAAGCAGCUGAAUGUUCAGCUUUUGAUUGGGAACAUAAUAUUCACUGGCUUUCACAGUUUCAGAUACAUCUGUGUAAAUUUUGAGGCUUCAAAUAGUCUGAACGAAGUCAAUGGGUUUUCUAAGGUUAUUACAGAUGUGAAAUAUGUGACAUGUUUUUUUAUAUGAGACAUGUUUAGAUCGAUAUGGAAAGGAAGCCUGAAUUGCUCCAUUGCAGAAAUUUCUUUAUGCAGAUGUGUCUAAAUUGAAGCUGAAAACCAUAAUUCAGAGGGCAAUAUCAACAUAAGACAAAUCAUGAUCACUCAGUCAGAUAAAUCAUGGAACUAACCAUUAACACUACACCAUGCAAACAAAAACAAAAAAUAUAUUAACUAUGUCGCACACCACAAACACCUAAUGCAUGUAGAGGACUGUGACCAUUUAUUUUGAAAUUGUUUAUUCUCAUGAUAAUUAUGCAAAAUAGAAUUUACGUCAGAUACCAGUUACCGAAUAGAUGCUAUGAUUAACAAAAACUUGUGCAACAUCUCGACAUACUCAUUAACAACUGCCAUAAAAUGUUGAACUAUUAACCUGAGGGAUUUUGCUUCUUACUUACUUUUGAAGCGACACAAGAAGUCUGUUUAAGCGUUUUGAAUUUUAUCAGAGAUAAGAAGAAAUGAUAAAUAAAUGACCAUGCAUAUAUUGUUACAUAAGCUAAGUUUGGUAUUAAUUUUUUUCCUUACUAAUAUGUUUUUUUGUCCAAGAAUGUAUCAAAUGAAGUUGCAGUAUAAAAUCAAUAUAAAAUGUAUGUAAAGGUA